AUCAUCCUCAAGAUGUCAAUAUGUUCUUAUUUGAGUUAUUAACUUUGGGCAUAGUUUCUACCAAUGUGGAUAUUGCUUGUCUUCCGUCUUCAGAAACCCCGACUCAUAUAUUUAUCGAAGUAGCCUCAUCUGCUGAACAGCAUUUUCUUAAUUCCCUUCCUGUGACCGGAUAUCUAUUAUUUAAUCAUUUAACUUGGAAUAUAAAAAAUUUGAGAAUUUCUCGAGAAAUUAGUAGUCCAAUUCAGGUUACUUGUCAAUAUUUGAAUUUGUAUGAUCGUAAAGAAAUAGAUACAAGAGACAUACUUUUCCAAACCGAAAAAGCAAUCAAAGACCCAUUACCGGAAGAACGUUGUCAAAAUCUUAUAGCGAAAUAUUUCUUUGACAAAAGUUCCGAUGAUAUUUCUUCGUUUAGAUUCAUUGAAGUAUUUAUUAAUUUUCUUGCAGAUCAAUUAGUUCGACUAUCAUCAAGUCAAUUUUUUGCUGCAGAAAAUCUGGUAAAAGAAACAAACAUUAGGUCUUUAAUAGUUGGAAAUUUGAUAGAAGUUUCGAAAGAUUUUGCAACUAGAUCUAUUAAAUCCAAAGUUGCGCAACUUGAAUCUAUGAAUGACGAUGAUGGAAAUGUUCGUUUUGGUAAAAUUAUUCAAUGGGACGAUUCAAAUCAUAUUUUAGUAUUUUUUAAUUCCCAAACUCCCGAUAGUAUAUCAGCUUUAUAUCGUGACAGAACAAAAGUACAUGAUAAUAUUAAAAUACUAUUAAAAAGUCAAGUAAUCGGCGAUCAAACAAAGUGGGAAUUAGAUGAUUACAAUACAAUGUCAGCGUACGCUCUCUUCACGAAAUUAGAAUAUUUAGCACGAAGAUCUACAGAAAAGUUAGAACUUCCAGAAUACGCUUUAUCCGGUGAUAAUUUAAUAAAGAUGGCUCUAAUUCUUUUGAGAGCGCGUGCUCACAUUCCGGUUAUUGUUUGUGGUGAAGCAGGAUGUGGCAAGACAAGUUUAAUUGCCUAUUUAGCUAAGAUGGUUGAAGUUCAAUUUCAAGCUCUUAAUCUCCAUGCUGGAAUUAGCAAAGAGAUUAUUAUGAUGUUUAUUAAAGAUGCUUUGAAACUUGCAGAAAAAGGCGAGAUUUGGUUAUUCUUUGAUGAAAUCAAUACUUGUAAUCAUAUCGGGUUACUUGCAGAUUUAAUAUCUCAUCGAAUGCUUGAUG
Molecule: messenger RNA, 1200 nt
Organism: Funneliformis geosporum
Lineage: Eukaryota; Fungi; Glomeromycota; Glomeromycetes; Glomerales; Glomeraceae
Source: the annotation of a GenBank genome assembly